UCCCUCCCGGUCCUCCCGCUGCCCGUCUCCUCCACCGCCCGCCUCUCGCCACUGCCUCCCGUCUGCUCUCCCGCACGGCAGCCUCGGUCUCUUUCUCCCUCUCUCCUUUGAAAACUGAUCUUUGGCUCUUAGUGUGAAAGUGAUUUGAAUUUGGCUCGGCGGCGCUCUGCGCCUGCGCUCAGCCUCUGGCAUGCUGGCUCCUUCCAAGCAGCUGUUUUGGGUUUGAAAUUCCAACAUGGCAGAGGCUGCAGUCCGUCUUCCCUUCAAAAACUUGGAAUGAUUUCAAAUCAUAGGCACCUUCACUUAACCCCGGCUUCCAUUCAUCAGCAAACACAUCGGAUCGAUGCUACGCUAACCUAUCGGGUUCUCGCUCCACGCGUUCAGGUUAAAUGAAUACCUGACGAAAGGGCCCACGUUUCAAGGCAGUGACAUUUGAUAGCUGAGAGGAAAAGUGGCUUUAAUGAAAAGCAACCUUUGGAAUUCCUGCUUGUGAGAAAUCCAAUUCAGCUUUUUGUGCUGCCAGCAAGAAAUGAUCAGUAGCACCAGUGUUUAUGGCUUGAAGAUGCAGUGGACGCCAGAGCAUGCCCAGUGGCCAGAACAGCACUUUGAUAUCACCUCUACCACGCGGUCUCCUGCCCACAAAGUGGAAGCCUACAGGGGCCACCUGCAGCGCACCUAUCAGUAUGCCUGGGCAAAUGAUGACAUAUCUGCCCUGACGGCAUCCAACCUCCUCAAGAAAUACGCAGAGAAGUAUUCCGGCAUUCUGGAAGGUCCUGUGGACCGACCCGUGCUCAGCAGCUACUCAGAUGCACCAUCGGGACUAGUGAAUGGUCGGAAAAAUGAAAGUGAACCUUGGCAGCCUUCCCUGAAUUCCGAAGCCGUUUAUCCCAUGAACUGUGUUCCGGAUGUCAUCACUGCCAGCAAAGCUGGAGUCAGUUCAGCCCUCCCUCCAGCAGAUGUCUCCGCAAGUAUAGGGAGCUCUCCGGGGGUGGCCAGCAACCUGACUGAACCUAGCUAUUCAAGUAGUACCUGUGGAAGCCACACUGUACCCAGUCUUCAUGCAGGGCUCCCAACUCAGGAAUAUGCCCCGGGAUACAACGGCUCCUAUUUGCAUUCUACUUACAGUAGCCAGCCAGCACCUGCACUUCCUUCACCUCAUCCAUCACCUUUGCAUAGCUCUGGGCUCCUACAGCCACCACCACCACCUCCUCCACCACCAGCCCUGGUCCCGGGCUACAAUGGGACUUCUAACCUCUCCAGUUACAGCUAUCCCUCCGCUAGCUAUCCUCCUCAGACUGCUGUGGGGUCUGGGUACAGCCCUGGAGGUGCACCCCCUCCUCCGUCAGCGUACCUGCCUUCAGGAAUUCCUGCUCCGACUCCCCUGCCCCCCACUACUGUUCCUGGCUACACCUAUCAAGGUCAUGGCUUAACACCUAUUGCACCCUCGGCUCUGGCAAACAGUUCUGCAAGUUCUCUCAAAAGGAAAGCUUUCUAUAUGGCAGGGCAAGGAGAUAUGGACUCCAGUUAUGGAAAUUACAGCUAUGGCCAACAGAGAUCUACACAGAGUCCUAUGUACAGGAUGCCCGACAACAGCAUUUCAAACACAAAUCGGGGAAAUGGCUUUGACAGAAGUGCUGAAACAUCAUCCUUAGCAUUUAAGCCAACAAAGCAGCUAAUGUCCUCUGAACAGCAAAGGAAAUUCAGCAGCCAGUCCAAUAGGGCUCUGACCCCUCCUUCCUACAGUACUGCUAAAAAUUCACUGGGAUCCAGAUCCAGUGAAUCCUUUGGGAAGUACACGUCGCCAGUAAUGAGUGAGCACGGGGAGGAGCACAGGCAGCUCCUCUCUCACACAAUGCAAGGCCCUGGACUCCGUGCAGCUACCUCAUCCAACCACUCUGUGGACGAACAACUGAAGAAUACUGACACGCACCUCAUUGACCUGGUAACCAAUGAGAUUAUCACCCAAGGACCUCCAGUGGACUGGAAUGACAUCGCUGGUCUCGACCUGGUCAAGGCUGUCAUUAAAGAGGAAGUCCUAUGGCCAGUGCUGAGGUCAGAUGCGUUCAGUGGACUGACGGCCUUACCUCGGAGCAUCCUUUUAUUUGGACCUCGGGGAACAGGCAAAACAUUAUUGGGCAGGUGCAUAGCUAGUCAGCUGGGGGCCACAUUUUUCAAAAUUGCCGGUUCUGGACUAGUCGCCAAGUGGUUAGGAGAAGCAGAGAAAAUUAUCCAUGCCUCAUUUCUUGUGGCCAGGUGUCGCCAGCCCUCAGUGAUUUUUGUUAGUGACAUUGACAUGCUUCUCUCCUCUCAAGUGAGUGAGGAACACAGUCCAGUCAGUCGGAUGAGAACCGAAUUUCUGAUGCAGCUGGACACUGUACUAACUUCGGCUGAGGACCAAAUCGUAGUAAUUUGUGCCACCAGUAAACCAGAAGAAAUAGAUGAAUCUCUUCGGAGGUACUUCAUGAAACGACUUUUAAUUCCACUUCCUGACAGCACAGCGAGGCACCAGAUAAUAGUACAACUGCUCUCACAGCACAAUUACUGUCUCAAUGACAAGGAGUUUGCACUGCUCGUCCAGCGCACAGAAGGCUUUUCUGGACUAGACGUGGCUCAUUUGUGUCAGGAAGCAGCGGUGGGCCCCCUCCAUGCCAUGCCAGCCACAGACCUUUCAGCCAUUCUGCCCAGCCAGUUGAGGCCCGUUACAUAUCAAGACUUUGAAAAUGCUUUCUGCAAGAUUCAGCCCAGCAUAUCUCAAAAAGAGCUUGAUAUGUAUGUUGAAUGGAACAAAAUGUUUGGUUGCAGUCAGUGACAACGUCUUAAAAAUCAGAUGAAUGUUGGCACACACAUACAACCUGCUACAUAGGGAAUAGAGCCCCUUUCCAGUAGUGUUUCGAUUGCAAAGGGUACUGGGGAGAAACGAUGAUUAAGUUGCAUCUUCAGAGUCAGGGCAGAUUUGGAGGAAAAGUACAUCAAAUGAGAGCUUCUGAUUGGAAAGCCCCAGAUCACAGAAAGCAUAUGUGGAAGCUCAGUUCGAUUCACGCUAGACAACACUCACCAAGGAGCAAGGUGCAAGUGUGUUGAUUUCAGAAGGACAUGAACCUCGUGUGUUGAUUCCAUUCUGCUGUUCUCGAGAUUUAGUUGCUGUCAAGUGCCUGGAGUGGUGCUUUAUUUUUUGUUUGCCUCACAAUUACAUUGGUGGCAUGUGCUAAUAUAAAGAGCUUUAACUUCAAACAUUAUUGGACUAAAGAGAUGAACGGUUGUGUUACGACAGAAAACCAGAUUUUUGCCAUUUUAAGAGCAACAGUAUUCCUCAAUCCUGUCUGUUCUGCGGUAUUAAGCUAAGAACAGGUAAAACAGGGUAACGGUAAUCUGGACCUUAAUUUCUGCAGUUCAUUUCUUUUAAUGUUCUUGUCUGCAAAAACUCAGGAAAGUGAUUGUGAUUUGUACAGUACCUCAAAGGAAUGUGUUGAAAGCACUAUGUACUGCUGAGAGUAAUAGGUUAGGCUUCAAUGUUACUUUAUAUUAAAAUGUAUGUUUACCUCAACAAUUGGAAAAUAGCAAGGAAAAUUUCUUUGAAUGUAUCCAGAAAAAAAUACUGAAACGUGAUACAACUGAAUAUUUACAAUUUAAAGUAGAAAUGGAAGGAUUUUUUUAAAAAAAUUCUUUUACUAAUUACGGGGAAUUAACCAGAGCAGAAUAAUUCUUUAUGUCAGUAACUGCAAGAGUUCUUAGUACAUUGCUCCUUGAUAACUAAGUGAAAAUGUUCUGAAAAGGUACACUGGUUAAUGGAAAGCUACUUAUUCAGUUUGUGUUAGUGUCUGGAACAGUCAGCCACAGACCUGGUUAGGACCCUGAAGGACAAGUCACAGUACCUAAAAGCUAUGACUGCCUUUACUGCAGGUGGUAGUGAUGGGGGUGGUGGUGGUAGUUUGCAAGAUAUCUCUUAAACUGCUGGGAAUGGUGUCAUUCUAUUCACUAAUCUAGUUUAUAGGCUUGCCGUGCUGUUUGAUAGAAUGCAGAGGAUAGCAACCAAAACGUACACACACACAAACACACACACAUAAAACCAACCAUUCAAAGAACCUUGAUGUCCCCUCUCCUUUUUGACUCCACUCUUGUCAGUGCAAUUUUGCUUCUCAUUUUGAAACCUGGGCUCUAGUGUACCUGCAUUCAUUUCUACCUCAAUGCUUUUUUGUUUGUUUGUUUCUCCUAGAAAGUAAAAUAGAAAAUUGGAAGACACAACACAUCACAUAUAGCUUUGCCAAACAUUACUUUGUUCUCUUCCAUCUUUCUGCAGAAAUCUAGUCUCCCCAAACAUCAGUAUUUAUGCUUACUUUCACCUCAGUCCACCACCCCCUCCCAUGGAUUAUGUAGCGCGUUUCUUACUUUCCCAUUCCUCUCCUGUUUCCCACCAACUUGUUCUUUGUAUCCUUUAAUGCUUUAUGUGCAACUCCUCAUUGAAAGCUGGCUGAUGUUCUCCAAUGCCUCUGAACAGUCACAGUGCAGGCUGUAGCUUUCCAGAGCCACUGCCUGUGCAUAAGCAGAACAGCCUAGCGUUUUGAAUGUAUUUUUUGGUUUUUGUUUUUCUCCUUUUUUAGUUUAGAGAUGCAGUAACAAAUCUGUUGCAAAGCACUGGCAUUUUAUGUAUUCAAAUAAAUGAUGUACAUUUUUUUAAAAUUUAAAUAAAUGUCAUGAGAAGCCCCAAGAAAGGUCUUUCUGUUAUUUUUUUUUCUUCAAAAAUUUUUUACUGAGCUCAUCCAUGAUGUCAGAUUCUCUGAAACACUACACACGGAGAAAGUUAAUGAGGGACUUCAUGAUAUAUCUGAAAUUUUAUGAUGCAUGAUCAUUAUUGCCCUUUUUUCAUGUUGGUAAAAAAUAAGCAAAUGUACCAGAAUUUAAUUUACUAUGGUAUUAUAGCAAUUAAAACCGUGGUUAAAUAUGAAUAUUCCAUAUUAAAAAGCAGUGCCUUUCAUUAAGGAUACAAAAAAAAAAUUCAAGUAUGUCUCUCGCUUUUCACAAGUGAAUAAAUGCUACGGGCCUGUUCUGGGUCUAUCCUGUGCAUCCCUCAUUGUAAGGAAAUUCUAAUAUUCACAUUAACUUGUAGGUGCACAUUGACCUCACUGACAAGUUUACUUUUGCACAGUGCUGACCUAUUUUCUGUCUUUUACACAUUCAUUACAUCUCAUUUUCGCCAACAUGCUGUGUUCACCUGAAAGCAUCUGGCAAGUUUCAGAAACCCAGUCUUACUUAGACAACUUUGGAAAAUCCAAUAUCAUCCCACAUUUUUGGUGGUUCAUGCGAUUUAAUGCCAAAUAUAUGACUGUAUUGUUUUUCACACUCAUUUAUAAAACUGACAAUAAAUUGAAGUCAUACAUACUGGCUUUAGCUUUAAAUGACUUAAGAAUUAGUUUGAGAUUUGAGUAGUCAAAAAAAUCCAUGUACUUAGCAGAAGCUGAAGUUGUAUGUUGUUUUCAUUUAGCCUCAGGAGUUCUAGAAUUUAAUCUCUUAGGAAAUGAGGCAACUUGAAGAAAUGAAGAUCUGUUGGAAGAGCCGAGGCUGACCUUUGAGCAGAUAGUGCUCUCCUGUGGUUCUUUGCUUCUACAUGGCAUUAUGACCUAGUCUGUAGUCUAGCCUAGGAAUGAGCUCUUUUCUGACCAUCCAUUUGGGGGCUUGAGGUGGGAAUGGAUAGCACAUCCUCAGAAGUGAGUGUGUACAAUCCGGGAUAGCACGACAGAGUAACCAGGCUUCAGCCUCUUUUCAACUCGUAGGAAUUUGAGAAGACUCCUAAUAAAGGUAAGGUAAUGAAUCAGUCCAAAUCCCUUGGCUGCCUGGCCAGGAGAUUCAACCGGUCUGUUUACCAACACCUCAUUCUCGUCUUCACAACUGUAAUAAUAUUUCAAGGAGGACGAUAGGAAGUGACAGAAACUACUUCACCAGAAGGAUCAAUAGAAAUUCCAGAGGUAGUUUAUAAUGACCCAAUAUGUGACACAAAUGGAAAUACUCUACACUUCUGGCAAGCUGCUCUCCAAAAUAUUUAGAUCAUUAGUGACUAUGGAAAACUUUGCUGACUGAGCUGAUCAAUGGAAUGUGAAGGCAGUGUACUUUAAGGCUAUUUACUUUCACACAGAAUGUUUAUCUAUUAGUCAGUUUGUAUUCUACUCAAAUGCAGAUAGACGGGUAUAAUGUUUUCUUGUGCAUUUGAAACCUAUCAAGGAGAAAAUAAACCAUUUCACUAAAAUACAUAGGCCAAACAACCAUCUGGGCAAGUGAUAAAAGCUAUCCAGAGGCUAUGCUAUGUAAAAUAGCAAGGUCAAUUUACAUGGGUUGCAUAGUACUUGGCUAUGCAGUUUUCAAAAGAAUACAUCCAAAAUAAAAUCCAAAUUAAUUCCUCCAAUAGUCAUUAUAAAUUUAAAUAUAUUGGUGGGUUGGAAAGCAUGUUUUAGAAGCAUUUAGAAUCUCUCUGGAAAUGUAUCCAACUCCAAGCAGAAAGAAUGUAAGUCAACUCUCAUGUUUCUUAGCAAGAAUUGGGCAUCAUAAUCAUUGGAUCUGCAUUUUGCAAAGUGAAAGGGAUACAGUUUGUUGAACUAUUGAGGCCACUAAAGUAAAGUUCUAAUAUAUAUAUAUAAAUAUAAAUAUAAAUAUAAUUAGUGCGUGUGUUUGUGUGUGUGUGUGUGCUGUUCUCACCACCACCUGUUUUAACUUUAAAACACAUUAUUUUACAUUAUUCAGAAUCAACCAGUUACUUCCUUUCUUUAGAUGUGCCGAGAUACACACAACUUCUUUACAAUUCCGUGUUUUAUGUGUUUUUUUUUUCUUCACGAAAAAUACAGUCUUCAGUUGUUGGAUCAUCUGCCAAUAUUUCUGUGAAGCACAUUAGCAAACAUGGAGCUAUUAGUAUUUCAGAAUUCACAACCAGCUGUACUUGUGACUAACCGACACAUGAACUGAAGCUCACACUCUGCUAAGACCUUUGGUUGACAUUCGAUUUUGAACCUGCCAGAUGCAUUUGUGUGAACCAGGGAUACUGCAUCUUUAAUGAACAAGUCUCUCCUCUUUCCCCUGUUUUUAAAUACAACACAAGCAGUGUAGCACUAGGCACUGCAAUUGUCAAAGACAAUUAGACUGAAAGCAGGAAAAUUUCACCUCCCUGUCUCAGUGAUAUGUAGAAUGUCGGCAGCAUGGGUCAGCUUCGCCACAGAGUUGUGUGAGAAUAUAUGAAUCAGUCCUAUAGAAUGUUAAAUAUUUAUAAAAUGGAUCUGUAGUACACCAAGGUUGGGAGCACAUUCAUUCCUUGUUGUUUUAUAUAUAUAAAAAAGCAAAACUUUAUUUCCAGGCUUUAACUCCCUCUCCCUCUCUCUCUCUUCCCUCCCUCUCUCCCCUCCCCCCUCCCCCCAUCUCUCUCAUGGGUCUGUCUGUGGAUGAGUUUCCCUUGUAGAUUAUAUACAGUUGCUAGAGAAUAUUCACUUCUUUGUUUUGCUUUUAUCAUCUGACUAUAUCAAAUGUCGUUCUUUAUAACCAUUUCUACCUCAUUGCUACAUAUUGUACAUGUAGUAUUUAUUUGUUGUCUUUUUUUGAAUGUCAUGCAUUUCGUAAGAAAAAGACUUGUCCUUGAACUUGAACAGUCUACCUCAGAAAGACUGUCUUUACACUGAACAGUAUUAGCAACGUAAAUGAUAAGACGCAUUAGCGAAGUGUGGCAGGGUAGAUAAUGCAUGAGUACUUGGGAUACUGAUGGACUUUUAAUUGUACUCAUAACACAGACUGCUUAAAAGAACUUUAAAGAAAUUAUGCACUGUGUAGGUCUUCAUCAAGGUCCCAUUUGGGACAUAAUAAGGAAUACAGCUUUAUUCCUAUGCGCCCAUCUCAGAAAUGUAUUAGCAUUCCCAAGUACUUUCCACUGGCAAUCUGGCUACUUAAGACAAACAAAUUAAAACAGCAUUUUGAUAUUCUUUUGACUGACACCCUCAGCUCCUAAAUUUAAGAGAAUUAUGGUACUCAAUUGUGCACUCUUCAGUGAUUAGAAAUGCCUUCACUGUAAUUCUGUGACUCCUGACAUAAAUUAAUAAAACAAUGCAUUCGCAAGGGCCUGUACAACACUGAAAAUAAACCAAAAAAUUAAAAAUGGCACUUCCCAAAGGAAUUAACAAAUAUGGAGUCAUGGUACUUGCAAGUCCCAUAUCUGAAAGCAUUUUGUUUCUGACUUCCCUUUAUAACAUAUAUUUGUUUAUUGAAGUAAUUGUACAACUAAUGGCACAUUGAAUUGCUUUGUAUGAAGUGUUUUAUAUUUUACUAUUUAUUUUAGCAUUCAUUCUUUUUCUUUACCAGUUCUAUAUUACAGUAGCAAAAGAACACUUUUUAAAAAUGCUGAAAAGGGUCCACCACCCACCCAAUCGAUGAAUGGACUUUUGAAGUUGCUUGUCAGCAAACUGUGGAUAUUUUACAAAAGCAAAUGAACUGUGACAAUCCACAACUCCCACAGAUGUGAAUUCAGAAAUGCAUCUGAAAACUCCCGGUAUGCCUGACAAUCUAUUCCUUAAGUUUCAUUAACAAAGUGGCAUCCAAUCCUUUCACUUACAAUUCCUUGCAGAAAUGUAUUGUCUAGAGGCUGUCUAGUAGUGAUUAAGAGAAGGGUUUUGUUUUGUUUUGUUUUGUUUGUUUACUGUAUUAGGUGAGGAAUGCCAUAUUUCUUGUCAGCUAACAGUACUUGUCUGAGAUAGAAUUUUUAAAAAAGAAGAAAAAGAAACUUAACUAAUUAAAAUUUCUGUGCACUUUGCUUCCCUGACCAUAUUGAUUUUAUUUGCUUAAAUUGAAACAAUAUGCUAGAUUUGACCAGAUUUUGACCCCUUGUGAGAAGAAAAGCCCUAUAUAGUACACGUUUCUUUGGGUUAUUCUAGUACUGUUUGCUUAUUUGUUCUGCAAAUUCCAAAUCAUUUUUUUCU
This is a messenger RNA of Fukomys damarensis (Damara mole-rat), 8939 nucleotides long. It is a transcript of the gene Fign, whose product is annotated as fidgetin, microtubule severing factor. The transcript has 3 exons. The record is from RefSeq and is a predicted model, not a curated record. NCBI's taxonomy places the organism in Eukaryota, Metazoa, Chordata, Mammalia, Rodentia, Bathyergidae. The coding region runs from base 530 to 2809 and encodes 759 amino acids. Gene Ontology annotation, molecular function: microtubule severing ATPase activity; ATP binding; ATP hydrolysis activity.